Falco peregrinus (peregrine falcon) is the source of this 1953-nucleotide messenger RNA. RefSeq names its product exosome component 6 (gene EXOSC6). The record is from RefSeq and is a predicted model, not a curated record. The coding region runs from base 124 to 939 and encodes 271 amino acids. Gene Ontology annotation, biological process: U4 snRNA 3'-end processing; rRNA catabolic process; poly(A)-dependent snoRNA 3'-end processing. The transcript has a single exon. Gene Ontology annotation, cellular component: cytoplasmic exosome (RNase complex); nucleolus; nuclear exosome (RNase complex). NCBI's taxonomy places the organism in Eukaryota, Metazoa, Chordata, Aves, Falconiformes, Falconidae.
CCCUGGGGCCCCCGCCGGGCGGCCCGUGAAUAAAGGCUGCUGCCCUGCGCGCUGCCUCGGCUCUCUGCGGGGCGGGCCGGCCCCUCCCCUUCCGGCCGCCGCUCCCCGCGCUGCCGGCCGAGCAUGCCGCUGGAUCACCGCCGCCUGCGGGGCCCCGAGGAGUCGCAGCCGCCGGGGGCGUGGGCGGCGGCCGGGGAGGCGGACGAGGAUGAGGAGGGGGCGGCUGCGCCGCGGGACCCCUGCGCGCUGCGGCCGCUGUUCGCCCGCGCCGGGCUGCUGAGCCAGGCGGGGGGCUCGGCCUACGUGGAGCUGCGCGGCGGCACCAAGGUGCUGUGCGCGGCCUGGGGCCCGCGGGAGCCCGGCGAGCCGGGGGGGGCGGGCGGGGCGCGGCUGCUGUGCGAGUUCCGCCGGGCGCCCUUCGCGGGCCGCGGGCCGCGCUGCCGGCCGGGCUCGGCGGCGGAGCGGGAGGCGGAGCGGGAGGCGGCGGCGGCGCUGCGGGAGGCGCUGGAGCCGGCGGUGCGGCUGGCUCGGUACCCGCGGGCGCGCCUGGCCGUCAGCGCGCUGCUGCUGCAGGACGGGGGCUCGUCGCUGGCCGCCGCCAUCAGCGCCGCGUCGCUGGCGCUGGCCGACGCGGGGGUGGAGAUGUACGACCUGGCGGUGGGCUGCGCCCUUAGCCGCCCCCCCGGCCCCGCCGCCAGCUGGCUGCUGCAGCCCGGGGAGCCCGAGGAGCGACGCGCCGCCGCCCGCCUCACCGUGGCCCUGCUGCCGGCCCUCAACCAGGUGUCGGCGGUGCUGGGCGCCGGGCAGGGCGCUCCCCCCGACGCCUGGGCUCAGGCGCUGCGCCUCGGCCUCGACGGCUGCCACCGCCUGUACCCCGUGCUGCGGCAGAGCCUGCUGCGGGCCGCCCGCCGCCGCCACGCUGCUGCCACCAGUGCCUGAGCGGCCCCACCACCCUGGCCCGCGGCGGGGCUGGCUACCAGAGCCUGCCCGGGGUGCGCUUGCUGCUGCUGGAGGCUGCUGCUGGAGGCCCCUGGAGCCUGCCCAAUCCAUGCCCCACCCAGCAGGAGACCCCCGAUGCCUGCGUGAUCCAUGCCUCAUGCGCUUGGAGACCCCCGGAGCUGGCCUGAUCCAUACUUAGCACUGCCAGAGCCUCCCAGAGCCCCCCUGAUCCACGUCUCAUGUGGCUGGAGCCUGCCGGAGCCCACCUGAUCCAUGCCUCAUGCUGCCACAGAUCCCCGGAGCCCGCCUGAUCCAUGCCCCACACCGUUGGAGACCCCCAAAGCUGGCCUGAUCCCCACCGCCCACCGGAGCCCACUUGAUCCAUGCCUUACACUGCCGGAGACCCGCAAGGCUGGCCUGAUCUACAUCUCAUGCUGCCAGAGACCCCUGGCACCAGCCCAAGCCAGCCCCUGUGCUGCCGGGAGAACCCACGCUGCUAUCCAUGCAGUCAGAGGCCCAAGAAACCUGCCCAACGACAGGAGUCUGCAUCCCCCACAGCAGCCCCCACACUGCCUGAGCACCCCGGAGCCUGCCUGAGGAGCCCCCACAUUGCAGGAGACCCCUCCCUACUGGCCCUGUGGGACCCAAACAGCCUCACUUGCUGCCAGAGCCCCCCAAGAACCACCUCUGUGUUGCCUCAGCUGCCAGACCUGCCUGCACCACCCCUGCGCUGCCAGCCCCUGCCCGAGACCUCCCUGCAAAGCAGCUGCCUGCACUGUGGGACCCCGCACCCUGCCCCAGGGUGGCUCCAGCCCCAGGGCAGAGACCCUUGUACUGAGCUGCCCACCACAGCUGUCACACAGGCAGGGUCCCGGCAGCAGUGGGCAGGAGCCACACUGUGGCACAGACGGUGCGUGGACCUCGUGCCCAGACAGUGGUUCAGGGUGGCAGAGAUGGGUUUUGUUGUUGGAUUUUGUUGGGGGGUUUUUAUAAUAAAUCAGUUUUUUCUUGUGA